Messenger RNA from Geodia barretti, 739 nucleotides. Lineage: Eukaryota; Metazoa; Porifera; Demospongiae; Tetractinellida; Geodiidae. The record is from the annotation of a GenBank genome assembly.
CAGUAUCCGGAGACUAGUGGGCGUGCCCGACGCGUGGGAAGUUGUUUUUGAGGAGAGAAGAUCGAAGAGAGGGAAAAUGGUGCAGCCCAUCCGCGUCAUGAACAUGCUGGUGACGUUUCUACUCAUCGCCAUCUUUGCUGCGGCUGGAGUCAUGAAACUGACGCCCAUCAUAAGCCCCGAGGUCCACAAUGAGUUGAAAGGAAACUUUGGUAGAUUUGUGGCAGUACCUCCGAUGAACAUUCUCCAACUCGGCCCAGACGUGUACCGUACUCUGGUGGGUGUGGUGGAGCUGGCGUGUGUCGCCUGUCUCGCCUGUCCACACAGUAAGAUACAACUGGUGGGGCACUACGCUCUACUGCUAGUGAUGCUGGGGCCAUAUGGACACACUUCUUCCUCAAAGACACAGUCGACAAGAUGAUUCCGGCCAUUAGCUGCCUUGGUUUGCUUCUCCUACGGCUCUAUACCAGUGGCAAGGUCUCUGUGAAGGUCAAGACGAAGUAGAAACUGUUUGAAUGUUAGAACUUGAUUAGGAAAAGUACGCUGAUCUAAUAACAACAAAUAACAACACACAUGAACAUGAAUAUUUGGUAGGUGCUGGUCAUGUGAUGUCAUGUGAUCAGUUCUGAGUCGUGGGCUCCUGUGAGUGCAUGUCUAGCAUCUCCUGAAGCUCCGCCUCCCAGGCCUCUGUGUCCACUUCCUCCCCUCCUCCCCCUUCCCCCUCACCACCCACACCCUGCAC